Messenger RNA from Saccostrea cuccullata (small rock oyster), 492 nucleotides. Its product is annotated as 3-oxo-5-alpha-steroid 4-dehydrogenase 2-like. Lineage: Eukaryota; Metazoa; Mollusca; Bivalvia; Ostreida; Ostreidae. Gene Ontology annotation, biological process: lipid metabolic process. The transcript has 4 exons. The record is from RefSeq and is a predicted model, not a curated record. Bases 1 to 492 code for a protein of 163 amino acids. Gene Ontology annotation, molecular function: oxidoreductase activity, acting on the CH-CH group of donors.
AUGACUUUCAUUUUCCCGCUAAGGAUAAAGGGAGGUAAACCUAUUCCUUUGUUUCCGUUUGUGGCUGCCGUUUUCUUCUGUUCAGUGAACGGCGCUCUGCAGACGUCCGGAAUACUCCUACCCAAUACCCAGAUCCACCACUGGUUCCAGAAGGCAAGAUUCUGUCUGGGUAUUAUUAUUUUAUUUUUUACGGGGAUGUGCAUUAACAUCCGGUCUGACAUAUUGCUGACGUCACUAAGGAGAGAAAAAGAGGGCACAUAUCAAACUCCAAGAGGAUUUCUAAUUGAGUACGUCUCUGGUGCUAACUUCCUUGGAGAAAAAGUGGAGUGGAUCUGUUUUUCUGUGGCGUGUUUUAAUCUCCCCUCUCUAGCCUCUGCUAUCUUCACACUGUGUAAUAUCGGCCCUAGGGCUCUCCAUCAUCAUAGAUUUUAUCUGGAGAAAUUUGAGGAUUAUCCAAAAGACAGAAAGGCUCUGAUUCCGUUUCUUCUUUAG